AUGGCUCCUUUACGGCUGCGGAUCGAAGGACAUAAGUUCAGGGAUCCAAACAACCGAGAGAUCACCCUAAGGGGUAUCAAUGUCGCUGGGGAUGCCAAGUACCCCACGGUUCCUGACAUGCCAACCCAUGUAUCCGACAAUUUUUACGAUGCAGACAAUGUAUCGUUUGUUGGUCGACCGUUUCCUCUAGAAGAAGCCUCUCUACACUUCGGAAGGUUACGGAAAUGGGGCUACAAUACAAUCAGAUACGUCUUUACUUGGGAGGCCAUUGAACAUGCCGGUCCUGGGAAAUAUGACGAUGAAUGGAUAGAUCACACGAUCAAGAUUUUACGAGAAGCAAAGAAACAUGGGUUUUACGUUUUCAUGGAUCCCCAUCAGGAUGUUUGGUCCAGAUUAUCAGGCGGGUCUGGUGCUCCCAUGUGGACGUUAUAUGCAGCGGGUCUUAACCCCAGGACCUUUAACAAGACGCAAGCUGCUCUUGUACAGAAUACCUAUCCCGACCCCACAAAGUUCCCGAAGAUGAUAUGGAGUACGAACUACUCCCGACUUGCUUGUCAGACCAUGUUUACUUUAUUCUGGGGUGGACGAGAUUUUGCGCCCAAGGCGAUCAUCGACGGGCAGAACAUCCAGGACUACCUUCAGAGUCAUUUUAUUGCGGCUUGUAAAUACCUCGCCCAGAAGAUUCACGAAGCCGGCGAUCUCGAAAACGAAGUUGUCAUCGGCUGGGAGAGUAUCAAUGAACCCCACCGUGGAUUGAUUGGCAUCCAGGAUAUAUCUGUUAUUCCCCCCGAACAACAGCUCCAACUAGGAACAUCGCCAACAGCUUUUCAAGCGAUGCUGACAGGCUCCGGGCGGGCUUGCGAAGAGACCACGUGGGAGUUUGGCGGCUUUGGUCCACAUCAAACUGGUAGAGAACUCGUCGAUCCAGAGGGAGAGUCUGCUUGGUUACCUGCCGAUUAUGAUGACACCACCUAUGGCUGGAAGAGAGAUCCUGGCUGGAAACUAGGCGAGUGCCUUUGGGCCCAGCAUGGUGUCUGGGAUCCUUCCACAGACGAGCUCUUACGGAAGGAUUAUUUUGCGAAGAAUCCCAGAACCGGAGAGCCUUUGAACUACGAUAAGUUCACCAAUACCUACUUUUUAGAUCACUACAGGGCCUACAGGGAUGCCAUCAGAAGUGUACACUCUGAUGCCAUCCUGUUCUGCCAGCCUCCUGUGAUGGAGGUGCCGCCAGUUUUGAAAGGGACAGAGGAUGACGAUCCCAACAUGGUGCACGCGGUCCACUUCUACGAUGGCUUGACUCUUCUUACGAAGCACUGGAACCGGAUUUAUAAUGUCGACGUGAUUGGCGUUCUUCGUGGGAAGUAUCUCACGCCUGCAUUCGCCAUCAAGAUUGGAGAGACCGCUAUCAGGAACUGUCUUCGCGACCAGCUCAAGUUCCUUCGAGAGGAAAGCUUCAAAUGUAUGGGCGACCAUCCACUCAUUUUCACCGAAAUUGGGAUACCAUAUGACAUGGACAAUAAAUACGCAUACAAGACUGGCGAUUACAGUAGUCAGACCAGCGCCAUGGAUGCGAAUCACUUUGCGUUGGAAGGUAGUAACUCCAACGGUUUUACAUUGUGGUUGUACAUGACUCAGAACGACCACGAAUGGGGGGACCAAUGGAAUGGUGAAGAUCUCUCUAUUUUCUCUAAGGACGACCUGGAGCUUCCAAAUGCCAGCGUUCUCGGUCAGCGAAACGGCUCUAGGACAUCGCUUGACCGAAAUUCACCUUCAUUCUCACAAAGUCAGAGUACGACGGACUACGGAAAAGUAGAACCAAACAACAUCAAAACCGCUGUCGAAUCGCCUCACAUGUCUUCCGGAUCGUCAAAAUCCUCGCCAGAGCUGGUAUCUAAGCCCGGUUUUCGGGCAGCCGAAGCGUACAUCCGCCCCAGCCCGAUCUACACGAAUGGGGAUCUCUUAGGAUACGGGUUUGACCUACGCAACUGUACCUUCACCCUGUCGUUAAGUGCCAACGGCCCAACAGCGGAGCACGCCCCUACAGAAAUAUUCUUACCCGAAUUUCAUUUCCCCAGUUCACAGACUGUUGUUACCGUCAGCGGGGGGAAAUGGACUAUCGAGUCAGAUGAAGAGGCAUCUAGCACCGUUCAGCGUCUCAGAUGGUGGCAUGGCGAGGGAGAGCAAGAGAUCAAGAUUCGGGGCGUUAAACGGAAGGCCGGCGAGAUCCUCAACAGCGACGAGGACGAGACGUAUCUGGAACAAUGCCAGAAAAACACAUGCAAUGUGAUGUGA
Messenger RNA from Rasamsonia emersonii CBS 393.64, 2292 nucleotides. RefSeq names its product Glycosyl hydrolase. The record is from RefSeq and is a predicted model, not a curated record. Gene Ontology annotation, biological process: ergosteryl 3-beta-D-glucoside catabolic process. Bases 1 to 2292 code for a protein of 763 amino acids. Gene Ontology annotation, molecular function: steryl-beta-glucosidase activity. The transcript is spliced from 4 exons. NCBI's taxonomy places the organism in Eukaryota, Fungi, Ascomycota, Eurotiomycetes, Eurotiales, Trichocomaceae.